AUGGGUUCUUUAUGGUCGCAAGAUAGUCUCUUUAUCCCAGAAGAUUGUGGAUCGCAAACAAAUAAAUUGGCAGAAGAAAUGAUAGCGCCAAUAAAAUCUGUUACAGAAAUAAAUAUUUUAGAGUCACAGAUCAAGGAAGUAGAAAACAUAGCAGUUCAGACGUCUCUAUUAACCUCUGACAAACUUACUCAGACAAAUAAUAAACUUAUUUAUAAUGUGUCUGAGACACAAACAGAAAUGUCGUUGUUUAAUUCGUUAAGUUGUGAAAUACAAACUGACGUCUCAUUAGAAAAUCUCAUUUUAAAUAAAAAAUCUUUGGACGAGCCUCAUAGUUCAAUUUCAAAAUUAAUAAAUUAUAUGCACACUGGUUCUCAGUGUUGCCUCUUAUCUACUAAAAAUGAGCCUCUUUUAAAAGAAGAUGUGUCGAAUGAUUUGUCAAAUGCUGAAGUGGGCGUUAAUAAAAAAUGCUCGUUCUUUAUGUUAGACUCUUACUAUCAAGCAUAG
Daktulosphaira vitifoliae (grape phylloxera) is the source of this 504-nucleotide messenger RNA. RefSeq lists its product as uncharacterized. Lineage: Eukaryota; Metazoa; Arthropoda; Insecta; Hemiptera; Phylloxeridae. The record is from RefSeq and is a predicted model, not a curated record. The transcript has 4 exons. The coding region runs from base 1 to 504 and encodes 167 amino acids.